Molecule: messenger RNA, 2370 nt
Organism: Spinacia oleracea (spinach)
Lineage: Eukaryota; Viridiplantae; Streptophyta; Magnoliopsida; Caryophyllales; Amaranthaceae
Product: growth-regulating factor 1
Exons: 4
Coding region: 335-2095 (586 amino acids)
Biological process (GO): regulation of DNA-templated transcription; developmental process; DNA-templated transcription
Cellular component (GO): nucleus
Molecular function (GO): ATP binding
Source: RefSeq, a predicted model, not a curated record
AUUGUGAUUUUGGGUACUACAUUGUCCAAAUUCCUCAAUUUCAAGUUUCAACACUCUUUGAGUCUUUUCUUCUCUCUCCUCUUCUUCUUCCCCAAACAUAAAAUAAUAAUUUCAAAAGAAAAUUAAAAAAAAAUCCAUUUCUUCCCUUUUCUCAAAGAAGAAGCACCCCUCUUCCUCAACCCCCAAACAAGUCCUCAACUUAAGAUGCGCCUCCCAUUCUCUCUCCUCUUCAUCUUCCUCAACCCCCUUUCUUCAUCUUCCUCCCACUCCAAAAUCUCAUGAACUCAUCCUCUGUUUCCUCUUCCUUUUCACUCGAACUCUCUCUCUUCAGCAAAUGGAUUUCGGGUUGGUGGGUUCUGUAGAUUCUUCAGAGCAGCAGCAAAUACUAGAAGGGAAACCCAAUGGAUCUGGGUUACUCAUCAAGCAAGAAAGACCCGACCCGUUUGGAGAUGAAGAUAACAACAGGGCUGCAAAAAUGGUGAAAAGGGGUCAAGAUUUGGGGCUGAGAUCUGAUAAUAAUAAUGUUAAUGUACUCCCAAAACAACAAAUGUUGAGCUUUUCUUCUUCAAAUAAACCUCAACAACUGAGCUUUCUGGGUUCUAAAGAUGUCGGAUUCAUUGCAGCAGAUAAUAAUAAUAAUAAUAACAAUAAUAAUAAUACAAAUGCACAAAAUCUUUUCUUGUCUUAUUUUCAGCACCAACCUCCUCCUCCUUCUGCUCCUAAUUACUCCAGAACUCCUGCUGGGUUUAAUCCAGGAAACUUGAAUGGGAACAUGCAUGGAUCAUUUACAGGGAUAAGAGGACCAUUUACACCAGCUCAAUGGAUAGAAUUAGAACAUCAGGCAAUGAUAUACAAGUAUCUAACAGCUAAUGUUCCUGUUCCUCAUAAUUUGCUCAUUCCUAUUAGGAAAGCCUUAUGUUCUUCUGUCUUUCCUGGCUUCUCUAUUGGAUCUUAUCCUCCCCAUUCAUAUGGAUGGGGUGCUUUCCAUCUAGGAUUUUCCGGCAACACCGACCCCGAGCCGGGGAGGUGUCGCAGGACCGAUGGGAAGAAAUGGCGGUGCUCAAGGGACGCAGUCCCCGACCAGAAAUAUUGUGAAAGACAUAUCAACAGAGGUCGCCAUCGUUCAAGAAAGCCUGUGGAAGGCCUCACUGGCCAAGCUGCCUCUGGACCCACUAACACCAAGGAGGUUCCAGCGAUGUCUAUGCCAUCAUCGCUGGUAACAUCCAGUGGCGGUGCCUCCAACAGUAGUACUGUUACUAUAGCACAUCACCACCACCACGUCAAACCCUUGCAGCCUAGUGGUGCCACCAAUGCUACUACUGAUUCAAUUGUUAACCGCUUUCAUGAUGAGCAGGGUCUGUCUGUGUCCGUAAUGCCUCCUCCUACAACCAUGAAUUUGAAAACAAACGACACCUCAUUUUCCUUAGACGAUUCCUCGCAAUCAGAAUUCGGACUUGUUUCGACAGAUUCACUCCUCAACCCAACACAGAAAAGCUACAACAAUUCUUCUUCAUCUUCUUCAAUCUUGGGGUUCAAUUCUCAGCAAACACAAGACCAACAAUACCCACUCAGACACUUUAUGGACGUCUGGCCCAAAGACAACUCAACCCGCUCAACCAUCCCCUGGCCCGAAGACCUUAAAUCAGACUGGACUCAACUCUCCAUGUCUAUCCCCAAUCAAGAGAACAAAACAGCUGUUUCACCCUUGAGGCUUUCUCGUGAACUUGACCCGUCUGAAACGGGUUUGGGUUUGGAUGAAACGGGCAUGAAACAGCAAAAUGCAUGGAUCCCGAUUUCAUGGGGAAAUAAUAAUAAUAAUAAUAACUCAAUGGGUGGUCCUUUAGGGGAAGUGUUGAACAAUACGAGUAAAAAUAUCAUGACAUCAGCCCUAAAUCUCAAGGGUAGUGAUCAACGAUGUGGCGGUGGUGGUGGUGGUGGGAGUCCUCAACUCGGGUCAUCUCCGACCGGGGUGUUGCAGAAGUCUACGUAUGUUUCACUUUCCAACAGUAGCUCCGCUGAAGGUGGUGCUAGUCCGUGUGAUGAUAUCUUUGGUUUAGCUGCUCAUGCUAGCUCUACUUUCGUCCCCUCCAUGUAAACUGGUACAUGGAAUCGGAAUCUCUUCAUAUUGUUAUCUGUUUUUUUGUGUUAAGAUUGUGUUUGCUGAAAAGUUGUGGGAUUGCAGGUGGUGAAUUGCUGAUAGCUCAACCUUUUUUAAUGGUUUGUGAGCUGUGAAAAUCUGUUUCAUAGACUGAUAAUUGUAAUAUUGUGUCUGUUGCUGUUACUACUGUAUUUAUCAAUGAUCACUUUGCAUAUCUCCUUUUUUUCUCCAUUGGGAGAAAUUAAUCCAAACUUUCAUGAAUUUUAGUUGAA